AUGGGUAGAGGACCUAAGAAGCACCAGAAGCGCCUUAGCGCCCCCUCGCACUGGCUUCUCGACAAGCUCUCGGGUGUCUACGCUCCCAAGCCGUCGGCCGGUCCCCACAAGCAGCGAGAAUGUCUGCCCCUCAUCAUCUUCCUGCGCAACCGUCUCAAGUACGCCCUCAACUACCGUGAGACCAAGAGCAUCUUGAUGCAGCGUCUCAUCAAGGUUGACGGCAAGGUCCGCACCGACAUGACCUUCCCCGCCGGUUUCAUGGACGUCAUCACCAUCGAGAAGACUGGCGAGCACUUCCGCCUCAUCUUCGACACCAAGGGUCGCUUCACCGUCCACCGCAUUCAGGCCGAGGAGGCUGAGUACAAGCUGGGCAAGGUCAAGAGAGUGCAACUUGGCAAGGGCGGCAUCCCAUUCUUGGUCACGCACGAUGCGAGAACCAUCCGCUACCCCGACCCUCUGAUCAAGGUCAACGACACCGUCAAGAUCGACAUUGCCACUGGCAAGAUCACCGACUUUGUCAAGUUCGACACUGGUGUCGUCGUCAUGGUCACUGGUGGUCGCAACAUGGGUCGUGUUGGUGUCAUCACUCACCGUGAGAGACACGAUGGUGGUUUCAACAUCGUCCACGUCAAGGACGCCAUUGACAACACCUUCGCCACCCGUGAGAGCAACGUUUUCGUCAUUGGCUCUGAGAAGCCCUGGAUCUCCCUGCCCAAGGGCAAGGGUGUCAAGCUCACCAUCGCUGAGGAGCGUGACCGCCGCCGCGCUCACGCUCUGGCUGGCCACUAA
Molecule: messenger RNA, 789 nt
Organism: Pestalotiopsis fici W106-1
Lineage: Eukaryota; Fungi; Ascomycota; Sordariomycetes; Amphisphaeriales; Sporocadaceae
Product: 40S ribosomal protein S4
Exons: 3
Coding region: 1-789 (262 amino acids)
Biological process (GO): translation
Cellular component (GO): cytosolic small ribosomal subunit; ribosome
Molecular function (GO): RNA binding; structural constituent of ribosome
Source: RefSeq, a predicted model, not a curated record